AGCGCAAACCUUCGGUUCAGUUGAGUUUGAACGGUCCCAGCGAUAGGUACGGUAGAUCCGCGUGUUCUGAACCCCUUACGAACAAACUAGUUUGAUCGGUGUCGCUCUUUUAGCUUACACAUUCCUCUCGCGUGUGUUUCUCAGCGAAAGUGCAGUGCUGCGGCCAAGUUUUUCUCUGUCUGGAGAAAAGGGUUUUGGAACGUAAAGGUGAUUGAACCGUGACAACGACGAAUAUGCUGGUCAAGAUUGCUCUGUUGGUGACCCUGGCCGUGGUCUCGAGCCACGCGCAAUCAAAGGUUCCGGUCUACGUGUACUACGAAUCGCUCUGUCCGGACAGCGCCAAGUUCAUCAACGAGCAGUUGUACCCGACGGUGAAGCAGUUCCCGAACAACAUCGAUCUGAAGUUGGUUCCGUUCGGCAAGUCCAGCUAUCGAACCCAGGGAUCGGAAACCUUGUUCGAGUGCCACCAUGGGCCGAACGAGUGCUACGGUAACAAGGUGCACGCUUGUGCCCUGGCCAACAUUGAAGGUAACUCGUACCAACCGAACAAUACCAAGGAAGCACUGACCUUGGAGUACGUCAACUGCCUGAUGGAACGGGCGCAGUUCAAGAGCGGGGAGUUCCCCGGUAAGGCCUGUGCCGACCAGUUCGAGAUCAACUGGGAAACGAUCGAGCAGUGCGCCAACAGCACUCAGGGAAGCACUCUGCUCAAGAACUACGGCGAGGAGACCUACAAGCUCCAGAAGCCGCUGGCAAGCGUUCCGACUGUGGCUUUCCGUCAGACCUUCGACAGCGACGUGCAGAAGCUGGCCGUGGAUAACUUCCGUGCUGCGCUGUGCAAGAACUUGAACCCCGCUCCGCUUGAGUGCCGUGUUGGUCCAGGAGGUGGCGCCGCGGCCGUGACUUCGUUGGGUCUGCUGACUUUGGUGUCAUUGGCGCUUACGCGCUUGUUCUAAAUGCUAGGCGUCUACCAACCUCUCCUAGCGUAGAGUCUGUAUUCUUCAUCCGUCCUCUCACAAGUGGUGCAUUUAGAGAUACGUGUUUGUAUGUUACGCAAUCAUGUUUAGGAUUGAUUCCGUCCAAGUACUUUAAGAAAGUCGUUGUUCCAACCAAGUUUGCACAUAAUGUGAAUGUUCUAGAUCUAAAGUAAUUAUCGAUGUUCAAAGUUUGUUCGAAGAUUUAAGAGAAAUGAAACAAAAUUAUAUGAAUAAAGUGAUUUUACUUAAAGCUAA
Molecule: messenger RNA, 1232 nt
Organism: Aedes aegypti (yellow fever mosquito)
Lineage: Eukaryota; Metazoa; Arthropoda; Insecta; Diptera; Culicidae
Gene: GILT1
Product: GILT-like protein 1
Exons: 3
Coding region: 234-956 (240 amino acids)
Molecular function (GO): oxidoreductase activity, acting on a sulfur group of donors, disulfide as acceptor
Source: RefSeq, a predicted model, not a curated record